UUCAGCAAUCAUUCACCCAUUGAGAUGUCUAUUUGCUUAUAGCAACAUUCCUGCUUCUUAUGCUGAAGAGCUGCAUUGCCUCUGUACCAGCUAUAACAAAAGAUAUGAUUCACCCACCAGAACACCAUACACAUCCACAAAUAAGGUCUGCUAUUAACUAGCAAUGAGUGAAUUUCAUUUCAAAUGCAUCUGAACUAGAUGGGAAUAACAUGAUGAUGUUAUUUAUCCCAGGCACCCAUCAGCAUCCGUAAAGAUUAUUCUGUACCGUCACAUAGAAAGACUAUGCUAUAAUCACAUGUAUUUAUUACCGUAAAACACUGGAUCCUUCCUGGAAACCUGGCUGAUGACAUUUACUCCGUCUUUCCCCAUAUAGACAGGAAAACAUGGAUUUCAGCAACUCGUCUGUGUUUGAUCAACAUAAAGGUGAUUCAGCAGAAGAGAUUGACUUGACUGUGGUAUACCAAGCAUCCGCUAAUGGCGAUGUCAACACACUGACAGCAAUCAUCCGUGAAGACCCAUCAAUUCUAGAAUACUGUGACAAUGAAGGUUGCACCCCCUUGAUGCAUGCUGUGUCGGGACGUCAGGUUGAUACAGUGAAGCUAUUAUUGAAAAUGGGAGCUAAUAUAAACACUCAAGAUGCCUGUGGACGAACAAGCCUGUCACUAGCAACAUAUCUGGGGUGGCUGGAAGGUUGUGUCAGUCUGCUCAGGAAUGGAGCCAAGCAGAAUAUACCUGAUAAGAAUGGAAGGCUUCCCCUGCAUGCAGCCACUGCUGAGGCUGAUGUCAGGCUGUUAUCUGUACUACUACAACAGUCAACCCUGAGUGAGAUUAACCAUCAGGACAAUGAGGGAAUGACCUCCCUGCACUGGGCCGCCUUUCAUAACCGGCCACAGCACGUUCAGCUUUUGUUACAAAAGGGUGCAGAUCCUACUCUGGUGGAUAAAGACUUCAAAACAGCUCUUCACUGGGCAGUCCAGAGUGGAAAUAGGGUGCUGUGUUCGAUAAUAUUGGAUCAUCAGCAGGGUCAGUCCACCAUCAACUAUGAUGAUGAGAAUGGGAAGACAUGUAUGCACAUAGCAGCAGCAGCCGGAUACAGUGACAUCAUCUACGAGCUGGCCAGAGUCCCAGAAUGCAACUUGCAGGCCCUCGAUGUGGAUGACAGAACUCCCCUACAUUGGGCCGCAGCAGCAGGAAAAUCUGACUGCGUUCAGACUCUGUUGAAGUUAGGAGUAGAUAUGAACCCCAGGGACAUCAAUGAGAAUACGCCCCUGACCUACGCCAUGUACUGUGGGCAUGCUAUAUGCAUCAAACUACUUUCUCAGGAGAACAGUAGACCAGAUCCAUUGCAGCCGCUCACUUCUCCAGGCUCCAAAGCCAUCAGAAAAGAAGGACGUCUCACUGUACUAAAUCAGAUCUUCUCAUGCAAGAAGAAGAAAAUGGAGCAGAAAGCACACCAGAAAGACAAACUCAGGUAUAACGGAGAAGAGACCUCAGAGGUUGAUGACAUCAUCACCACAUUUGACUGUAUCCUUGACACAAACUGCAAAGAUCCAAUAGAUGAACGAGUGGCCUCCGUCAAUUGUAAAAAAAGGAUAGUGGAGUCACAGAAGUAUCUGCUGCCAGACAAGCAGAACUGCAAAGGUCUUCCACCCAUAAGAACGCAGAGUCUCCCUCCAAUAACUCUUGGAAACGCCUUUUUAACAACUUUGCAGACAACAUCAGAUGACCCACAGAACAAUUCUUUCCAUUUUGCACACAGGUCUCAAAAAAGCAAGAGCGAGCAUGACUUGUUUGACCACAGAAUUAGUUGCCAGACUCUGAAAGAUAAUCCUUGGCAUAUAGCUGCUAACCAAAUCCUGCCCCAUAAAUCAUGGACUUCUCCUCAUACAGACAAGUUCAAGGAUCUUGCUUUGCCCAAAAAGUCUAAUCAUAUUGACAGUCUGUAUCCUCCUCAUCUUCCUCACAUGGAAAAUUCACAUUCAGGUCAUAACCGUCUAUCCCAGGAAAUGCCAAGAACGAGAGAAUUACGUCUAACGCGAAAUAACUUGGCACCUAUACCGGAUCACUGUGUAAAGAAAAUCCAGCUGCCAUCUGGACAAGUUUGUCAAGGUGUGAAGAAGUCAAUGUCUCUGCCUUCAAAUUCUUUAAGGACUGGUAACAAUUUAUCCCCAUUAAUCAUCUCUAAAACUCAGAGUCACUCUUUGUAUUCUUUCCUACCGGUCCUAAGAAGAGAACCUCUAAGGACAAGCCGAGUUCUCCCUGCUAUCCCAAGCCAGAAGGGACACAAUGCAACAGAAAGCCUUAUGAAAUCGCCAGACAAAUCGGAUACUAAUGACUAGUCACGCAUCGAUAGCCAUUACUAGAGACAUUCCUGUUGUGUAUUCUAUGUAUGUUCUACUGUGUGUAGGGUUUGUACCACGAGCAUCAUGUGAGUAUUUUGUACCUUCUAUCAGAAUGAUUACGAACAUGAACUAGGUUUUUGCAAUUUUUUUUAAAAAGAGGUAAUCAUUUUUUUUAUAAGUUGUUAUUUUGUGAUCUUCCAUGCCAAAAACGUGUCAAGAAAAAAGUGUUUCAA
This is a messenger RNA of Pseudophryne corroboree (corroboree frog), 2575 nucleotides long. RefSeq names its product ankyrin repeat domain 55 (gene ANKRD55). The record is from RefSeq and is a predicted model, not a curated record. Gene Ontology annotation, biological process: protein localization to ciliary inversin compartment. NCBI's taxonomy places the organism in Eukaryota, Metazoa, Chordata, Amphibia, Anura, Myobatrachidae. Gene Ontology annotation, cellular component: ciliary inversin compartment. Gene Ontology annotation, molecular function: protein binding. The coding region runs from base 384 to 2339 and encodes 651 amino acids. The transcript has 11 exons.